AUAAUAGUUGAUGAGACGGACAUGUCGAGUGGCCAGCUGACCUCUCGUGGUGUGCUCAACUGUCGUGCGCUGACGAUGUUGGCAACCCAACGCAAACUCACCUACGAUUUCCAGUUCUACAGUCAGGACUGGGACAGUGAUGUACGUGUCCUCCUCCUCUCAACUUGCGCCUCAAUCAUCAGGGACAUCGUGAACGAACCGCGCGGUCAAGAAUAUUUUAACUACGAUUAA
Molecule: messenger RNA, 231 nt
Organism: Dibothriocephalus latus
Lineage: Eukaryota; Metazoa; Platyhelminthes; Cestoda; Diphyllobothriidea; Diphyllobothriidae
Source: the annotation of a GenBank genome assembly